Messenger RNA from Ochlerotatus camptorhynchus, 977 nucleotides. Its product is annotated as trypsin-1-like. The transcript has 3 exons. The record is from RefSeq and is a predicted model, not a curated record. Lineage: Eukaryota; Metazoa; Arthropoda; Insecta; Diptera; Culicidae. Gene Ontology annotation, molecular function: serine-type endopeptidase activity. The coding region runs from base 10 to 840 and encodes 276 amino acids. Gene Ontology annotation, biological process: proteolysis.
GUUUCUACGAUGUUGCGAGUUAGUGUAGUUCUGAGCGUAUUGGCUGUGUCGGCUUUCGGAAGCGUUCUUCCAGAAGGUGAUCUUCUUUUGCCAACCUUGUCACGACCGCGCUACGGGCAGAACGGCGGGGUACCGUUGUCACUGAGAGGUAAUCGUAUUGUCGGAGGAUUCGAAAUCGACAUCUCCGAUGCUCCUCAUCAAGUGUCGCUGCAAUCGCGUGGAAGUCACAUCUGUGGGGGAUCGAUCAUCUCCGCCAAGUGGGUCAUAACGGCAGCUCAUUGCACGGAUGGAGCGUCCGUGUCCAGUCUUGGAGUCAGGGUUGGAUCUACAAAACAUGCAUCCGGUGGGAAAGUGAUUUCCAUCAGCCGAAUCAUUCAGCAUCCGAAAUUCAGCUACAACACCAUCGAUUAUGACUAUUCACUGCUGCAGUUGGCCACAGCAGUGUCAUUGGGUAAUAACUCUCAAGUGAUUGACUUGCCGGAACAGGAUGAACCCGUCCCGGAUGGAACGCUGUGUGAAGUCUCCGGUUGGGGUAACACCCAGAGCAUCACCCAGUCUCGCGAUAAACUUCGAGCUGCCUACGUUCCAUCCUACAACCAGGCGCAAUGCAACAAAGCAUAUACAGCGUAUGGUGGAGUUACGGAUCGCAUGAUUUGUGCCGGUUUCCAGCAGGGUGGCAAGGAUGCCUGCCAAGGGGACUCCGGUGGUCCACUGAUCGCCAACGGAAAGCUCGUGGGAAUUGUGUCGUGGGGUUUGGGCUGCGCCCAGCCCAACUAUCCUGGCGUCUACGCUCGGGUGGCGGCUGCACGUGACUGGAUCCGUAGUAACAGCGGUGUCUGAUUCAAGUUCCACAAACAUCAAUUAUGUCGAUCAACGCGCGCGAUUCAAUGGACCUCGAGCACGGAUUAUGUUGCGAGCCUGUUAGUUUUAAUUCUCGCUAAUCGAAUAAAGGCCUCGUAAAUCAUCGGUAAACAUAA